This is a messenger RNA of Orbicella faveolata, 1902 nucleotides long. RefSeq names its product general transcription factor IIF subunit 1-like. NCBI's taxonomy places the organism in Eukaryota, Metazoa, Cnidaria, Anthozoa, Scleractinia, Merulinidae. The record is from RefSeq and is a predicted model, not a curated record. Gene Ontology annotation, biological process: transcription initiation at RNA polymerase II promoter; positive regulation of transcription elongation by RNA polymerase II. Gene Ontology annotation, cellular component: nucleus; transcription factor TFIIF complex. Gene Ontology annotation, molecular function: TFIIF-class transcription factor complex binding; DNA binding; RNA polymerase II general transcription initiation factor activity.
GGCGCCUGUCUGAUGUCGACUCCGUUAUAAUUAUCGAUUAUAUUUCGUGUGUCGCACCUUCGUGUCCACUCCAUUUUCAUUUUCUUUUCAUCUGUUUGCCACUUUGGUUAAAAAAUAUAAUGGAGAAACAAAUAACCGUGUCGCCAGUACAAGCGACAGCAAAGACAAUUCUUCAACAAAAGGUGGGAGGUAUGCCACAGUCUUCGGGGUCAGGAUCUAUAGCAGGUUCGGUCAACAGCAACAUGUUCAAGGUGCGAGUACCAAGGAAUUUGGCAAAAAAAUAUUCUGUGAUGCGUUUCCAGAGCACAAAAGUAGACUUCUCAUCAAUCUCAAAGGCCCAGAUGUCCCGUCAAACAGAAGCAGUAGAAGAAAAAGAAAGUGAAAAUCUUCCUGCUUUUGGUGCUGGUAGUGAAUUUGGUCGAGAAAGACGUGAAGAGGCACGUAAAAAGCGCCGUGGGUUUGUUCCAAAACCCAAGGAUCCUGAGGCGGAACCGUGGAAUUUGAAGCUUGGUGGCAAAAGUGGGAGAAGGUUUACUGGUCGAAAGGAAGCAGGAAUCAAUGAGAAUUCAUCUUAUUACAUACUGACUCAGUGUGAGGAUGGAGCAUUUGAAGCUGUCCCAGUCAAUAACUGGUACAACUUCACUGCCGACAUCAAAUAUCAAACUCUAACAGCAGACGAGGCUGAGGAAGAAUUUGGUCGCCGUGAGAGGACAGUGAAUUAUUUUUCUCUGAUGGUCAAGAAACGAUUAAUGGACAACAAGGAGGACUCGGAAGAAGGAGAUGAGAAGAACAUGCUGGAUAAAACUGUUAAAGCAGCCAGUAGGACAGGAAACCUGAUCAUACAUGAUGAUGAAAGGGAUCUCUCUCUGUCAGAGGAUGAAAAUGAUGAGGAAGAUGAAGAAGGUCAAGGACGUGACAAAAACAAGGAAGCUAAACGAGGCAAGAAAGACAAGCAUAAAGUUGGUCAAAAACGACAACAAAAGAAGGGUUCAGAUGACAGCGAUGCAUCAUCUGAGGAAGAUGGCUACCUGGAUUCUAAGGAAAUGGAUUAUCUGUCAGACACUUCCUCAUCUUCUGAGGAGGCUGUCAAGACUGUUGAAGUGAGUAAACCCAAAGCUGAAGACGAUCUAAAUGCUGAGGAGACGUCAAGUGAAGAGGAAGAUGAUUUGACACGUGAAGGACAGGAACUAAAAGACAUGCUUGACAGAGAGGAAGGGAGAGAGUCCUGGGACGAGGAGGAGGAAGAUCCUGAUCAAGAUGAUAUUAAGGGCACUUCAGCUCUCUUUUUACAAGGUGAUAAGAAAAGGAAGAGGAAGUCAGCUAGUGGAUCAAGUACGUCAUCCAACAGCCGAUCAUCAACNCCUACAGCUGCUGUGGACGGUGCAGCUAACACUAUUGCCGCUGCUGCAAAAAAGCUCGGUCAAGAUCGACCAGGAACACCCUCUAAAACCAAGAAGCGCCCAGCAAGCUCAGCCAAAAAAGGAACCACGGUGGAAGAUGGAAGUCCCGCGUCUAAAAAGCCCCGUGUAUCCCCCGCACCUUCUUCGGGGGGGACAGGAGGUGGUUCAAGAACAAGCACCCCAACGCCGACCGGUAGCGAAGAAGGCCCUCAGGGGAUCACCGAGGAAGCCGUUAAGAGGUACCUCACACGGAAGCCCAUGACGAGUAAGGACCUGCUGCAGAAGUUCAAGAGUAAAAGAACAGGACUAUCUAAUGACGAAACUGUAAAAAAGAUUGCGGCUAUUGUGAGAAAGCUGCAACCAGAACAAAAAACGAUCAAAGGAAAACUGUACCUGUCACUCAAACAGCUCAGCUGAUUAUUACUGAGACUGGCAAUAAACAAUGCUAAACAUUGAAAUAUAAAGGUGCUUUAUGGCGUCAUUAAAAGAGUACGUUACACAA